This is a messenger RNA of Cervus elaphus (red deer), 618 nucleotides long. Its product is annotated as cathelicidin-2. The transcript is spliced from 4 exons. The record is from RefSeq and is a predicted model, not a curated record. Bases 9 to 506 code for a protein of 165 amino acids. Gene Ontology annotation, molecular function: lipopolysaccharide binding. Gene Ontology annotation, biological process: innate immune response; defense response to Gram-negative bacterium; antimicrobial humoral immune response mediated by antimicrobial peptide. Lineage: Eukaryota; Metazoa; Chordata; Mammalia; Artiodactyla; Cervidae. Gene Ontology annotation, cellular component: extracellular region.
UGGGGACCAUGGAGACCCAGGGAGCCAGCCUCACACUGGGGCGCUGGUCACUGUGGCUACUGCUGCUGGGACUGGUGCUGCCCUCGGCCAGUGCCCAGGCCCUCAGCUACAGGAAGGCUGUGCUUCGUGCUGUGGAUCAGUUCAACAAGCGGUCCUCAGAAGCUAAUCUCUACCGCCUCCUGGAGCUAGACGCUACACCCAAUGAUGAGGUCGACCCAGGCACCAGAAAGCCUGUGAGCUUCACAGUGAAGGAGACCGUGUGCCCCAAGACGGCCCAGCAGCCCCUGGAGCAGUGUGAAUUCAAGGAGAAUGGGCUGGUGAAACAGUGUGUGGGGACAGUCACCCUGGACCCAUCAAAUGACCAAUUUGACAUAAACUGUAAUGAGCUUCAGAGCGUCAGAUUUAUUCCACCAAUCCUACGUCCACCAGUCCGUCCACCAUUCCGCCCACCGUUCCGCCCACCGUUCCGUCCACCACCCAUAAGACCAUUUCCUGGUAGAGGGUGACCAAUAGGCAGAUAACUCCCUGAUAAAGGCUUCUGAUGAAUCAGAAGCCCAGGGAAGACCUCUUGGGAUCUCCUUUGCCUUGAGUCAGCAUCCAAAAAAAUAAAAUCUUGUG